This is a messenger RNA of Rotaria socialis, 525 nucleotides long. NCBI's taxonomy places the organism in Eukaryota, Metazoa, Rotifera, Eurotatoria, Philodinida, Philodinidae. The record is from the annotation of a GenBank genome assembly.
AUGCGUUCCUUUAAUUCGGUUCGUAGUGAUGGGUUCAAACAAAUAUGUCAAGUUUUGAUCGAUAUUGGUUAUAAAUAUGGCUUAAUGAAGACAAUUAAACCAUCCGCUGAUAUAUUAAUUCCUGAUUGUACUAAUAUAUCAGGUACUAUUAAACAAAUUGCAAACGAAUAUCGUUUAAAAAUGAAUGAAAUAUUACGGCAAGAAUUAAAACAAGUAAAACUAAUUGGUAUUAGUACUGAUUAUUGGAAAAGUAGUUAUGCCGGUGAUAACUAUUUAACUAUUAACAUUCAUUAUACAAAAGAUAAUAAUCCUGUCACAUAUAUGUUAAAAAACAUUUUAUUCUCAGGAACGAAGAGUGGUGAGAAUAAUGUUCGAGCAAUCAAAAUCAUAUUAAAAUCAUAUGAUAUUGAUCCAGAAGAAACUCACAUUAUAUAUUUGACAGACAAUGCGUUGAACUUUAUAUCAGGUUCCCAAGCGAGCAAAAGACUGGUUAAAUUACUAGUCUUUUUUCUAGUCCACAGAUGA